Messenger RNA from Aspergillus homomorphus CBS 101889, 1200 nucleotides. Its product is annotated as C2H2 type zinc finger domain protein. The record is from RefSeq and is a predicted model, not a curated record. Gene Ontology annotation, molecular function: DNA-binding transcription factor activity, RNA polymerase II-specific; RNA polymerase II cis-regulatory region sequence-specific DNA binding; zinc ion binding. Gene Ontology annotation, biological process: DNA-templated transcription; regulation of transcription by RNA polymerase II. The transcript has 3 exons. NCBI's taxonomy places the organism in Eukaryota, Fungi, Ascomycota, Eurotiomycetes, Eurotiales, Aspergillaceae. The coding region runs from base 1 to 1200 and encodes 399 amino acids. Gene Ontology annotation, cellular component: chromatin.
AUGGAUACCACACACUUCUCUUGCUCACACCCGGGUUGCGGCCGAACCUACCGACGUAAAGAACAUCUGACACGACAUAUGGCCGGGCAUCGUCAAAUCACUGCUGCAGCUUGUCCUUUUUGCGACAAAACUUUUUCCAGAAACGACACUCUCCGCCAGCACGUCCGCCUCAACCACAAAGACAAGAAAUUGAACUCGUCAAGAACAAUCGAGGCGUGCAAAUACUGCCGAUCUCGUAGGUCGCGCUGUGAUGGAAAGGCUCCAUGCGGGCCGUGUCAGCAACGAGGCCUGCAAUGCUCCCUGGAAAGCCAUCAAGCGAGACAUCAAGUACCUGAGUCUGAGGCCGUCCCUCAUUCUGUGACUACAAGCCCAUCUUUUACUGCAGUCUCACCAGAUCUUCCAUCACCUGAGGAAAGUCCCACCAAUAUCCAACCUUACGUCGACGCCUACUUCGACAAAUUCCACCCCAUCUGGCCAUUUGUGCACCGCGCCACAUUCGACCUUGUUCGGGAACCUCCAUUCCUGCUACAAUGCGUCACGAUGCUGGGUCUGUGGGUGACGGGGGAUCCUAAAUCACAACAAGCUGCGUUCGAGCUUCACGAGAGGCUCAGUUUGUCGAUCUACCAGCAACGAGACAAAUGGGAGGCCACAGCUAUAGCUCACAGCGACGGUACUUGGCCCAUGGCCACAUACCAAGGCAUCCUUCUCAACGUACUCUUCGCGCUCAUCUCAGCUACUCCGGGCUCUGUCGACCUGCAACUAACCCGCACGCUUCCCGCACUGCCAUCGCAACUGCUCCUCGCUCUCGUACGAACCUGUCGUCAACAGGACUUGUUCUCCUACCCCACCAUCCGAGCACAGUUUACGCGCAAUACCGCCCCGGACGUCUUCAUCUGGCUUGGCAUCGAAGAGGUCAAACGAUUUGCGCUGUCGUUGUACAGAGUAAGUGCCAUGGUACGCGUUCAGGAAAGCCAUGUGCCGGUGGAUGAUGCUUCGAAGGGCGAAUGUCUUGUAUCGUUGGAAGAGCUUCGAUUCGCGAUGCCGGAGAGGGACGACCUGUGGAACGCCAACUCUGAUCUGGCUGCCACGCUGGCUCGAGACAAUCUGAUAGACUACGACGCGCGAAACAUGGAGGUGGAUUGGAUCUCAAAUGCAGGACGGCUGCUUCGCCGGGACGGUGUGCGUUUAGGAUGGGCUUGA